UUGAAUGGCCGGCAUGUCGAUUUGAAAAGCUUUUUUCGUCAAGAAAACGUCCGAUUUGGGACUUGAAAAGCAGACAUGGUAAAACUAACAGCAGAAUUAAUAGAACAAUCGGCCCAAUACACAAACCCCAUUCGUGAUAGAGAGUUGGAUUUGAGAGGUUACAAAAUUCCAGUUAUUGAAAAUUUGGGUGCUACAUUGGACCAGUUUGACACAAUCGAUUUGUCUGAUAAUGACAUAAGAAAAGUUGAUGGAUUCCCUUUACUUUUACGGCUUAAAACUGUACUAUUGAACAACAACAGAGUAGUAAGAAUUGGUGAGGACCUACAUGAAUGUCUUCCCAACUUGGACACAUUGGUUCUCUCAAACAACAGUAUGGCAGAGUUAGGGGAUCUAGACCCACUCUCCAGUCUUAAAUCUUUACGACACCUAAGUUUACUUAGAAACCCUGUCCAAUCAAAGAAACACUACAGAUUAUACGUCAUUCACAAGAUCCCCCAGUUACGUGUUUUAGACUUCCAGAGGAUCAGACAAAAGGAAAGAGAAGCAGCUGCUAAAAUGUUCAAAGGCAAAAAAGGGCAGGCCCUGGCCACUGAUAUUGGAAAACGCAGUAAAACAUUUGUUCCCGGAGAAAAGAUUCCCGAAAAGAAGACAGGGCCAUCCAAAGAGGAUAUUAAUCUUAUCAAGAUGGCAAUAGCCAAAGCAAAAACAUUGAAUGAAGUUGAGAGAUUAAAUCAGAUGCUGAAGACUGGAAUUAUUCCAGGAAAAGAACUGAAAAGACUCAGAGGGGAAAACACUGAGGAGGAAGAUGAAGAUAUGGAGGUGGUGAAUGGCACCUAAGGAGGAGGAAGAUAAUCACCGCACACAGCUACAUAAUGUAAAUAGAGAAUUUCACCAGGUCAACCCAUCAAUUCAUCCUUAAUCACAUGUUAAGAUAUAAUUUUGCCUUGAUUGGUCAGAUACUGAACACUGAUAAGAACAGAGAACUACUACUAUUGUCAAUGAUCCAUUAAAGGCUGAGAAAGAUA
Messenger RNA from Saccostrea echinata, 1025 nucleotides. RefSeq names its product U2 small nuclear ribonucleoprotein A'-like. The coding region runs from base 76 to 837 and encodes 253 amino acids. NCBI's taxonomy places the organism in Eukaryota, Metazoa, Mollusca, Bivalvia, Ostreida, Ostreidae. Gene Ontology annotation, biological process: mRNA splicing, via spliceosome. Gene Ontology annotation, molecular function: protein binding; U2 snRNA binding. The record is from RefSeq and is a predicted model, not a curated record. Gene Ontology annotation, cellular component: U2 snRNP. The transcript is spliced from 9 exons.